Messenger RNA from Epithele typhae, 1551 nucleotides. RefSeq lists its product as uncharacterized. Gene Ontology annotation, molecular function: protein binding. NCBI's taxonomy places the organism in Eukaryota, Fungi, Basidiomycota, Agaricomycetes, Polyporales, Epitheliaceae. The record is from RefSeq and is a predicted model, not a curated record. The transcript has 9 exons. The coding region runs from base 1 to 1551 and encodes 516 amino acids.
AUGCCCUUGGACAUCGUUCUCGAGGUCUUCUCCCAUAUGCAUCCCCGUGAUCUUCUCACCCUCGCCCGUACCACCAGAUCCUUCCGAGACUUCCUCAUGAGUCGCAAGUCCAGGUCGUAUUGGAAGGCGUCCCGAGGUCUAGUGCCCCAUCUGCCGGACAUCCCCUCGUUCCUCAGCGAGCCCGCGUAUGCACAUCUCGUCUUCAACACCGCCUGCCACGCCAUGUAUGUCUGCUUGGAGACCAUUUCUGAGAAGACCGCUUUCGUGAAGCAUUGUGCGGAACUUGUCAAAGAGAGACUUGAGCACCAAGCCGCUAUGCUCAAAUACCAGAUGGCAGCUGACUGUGCAAGAGAAGCUGAAAUCGAGUCUCUCAGAAAAGCUCGAUUCGAGGAUAUCAAGCGACGUCUGAGCGACGAAGGAUGGGCCACGGACAUAGCAGAGAUGAACAUGUUUGACCACUACAAAUUGUCAAAGCUCCCCGGCGUGAACAAGAAGCAGCCCUUAACAGAUCGUGCCCUUUCGCGCCCUGCUGCUCUCGCCCCCGACGACGACCUCCCGCCCGCCGCCUUCGACGCCGCGCUCGCGACGCACCUGCCCGCGCUCGCAAGCGCGUGGCGCACGCGCUGCACCUUCGCCUUCGCGCAGCUCGCUCUAUGCUCACCCCCCUCCUCCACCACCGCCCCGCCCCGCCUCGCGGCCGCCGCGUUCUUGUGCACCGCCUGCGGCGCGCAGGGCCUGCGCUUCCCGCACGUCCUCGCCCACCGCUGCCUCUCCACCUACGGCGGCGGCCCCGCCGUCGUGUGGCCCCCACCGCAAGACCGGUACAAACGCGCGGUGCUGGAGUGGUGCGCGGCGCGCGGCGACCCGCCGCCCGCGCCGCCCACGGCCCACUUCUUGGUGGACGUGACGCACGCGGCGCGACGCGACGCGGCGGUGGCGUGUGGGGGUGACGCGGACGCGGAUGCGGGCGCGGAGUCCGUCGCGGCGCUCGAGGCGCUCGAGACGCGCGUCGCGUGCGCGGUGUGCCGCGGGCUCGCGCUCGUCGGCGCGCCGUACUGCGAGGCGUUCGCGUGGAAGAACGCGACGAUGCACACCGGGGGGCACGCGCCCGUGUGGACACCGCUGGACACGGAGACGGCGGGCGCAGUGCGCGCGUGCGAGGCCGCGAUGCCGCGCCGCGGGUUCGGGUGCGGGGAGUGCGGCGCGACGUGCGCGCACGAGCAGGCGGUCGUGGACCACUACGUCAACGACCACGUCGAACUCGCGCUCGGCUGGCUCUGCACGGGCGCGCCCAGGGCCGGGGUGGACUACUACGCGCUCCACGACCCGGUGCGGGUGUACUGCGCGGAGCGCGCGAGCGCGCUCGGCGGCGGGGAGCUCGUGCGGAUGAUCUACGACGUGCAGGAGAACCGAGGCGUGACGUCGUCCACGCUCUUUCCGGAGUUUGAGUCCGACUUUGAGCACCCUUGCAAGCAAGAAGAUACGGACGAAGGGGCGGACAUGGGAAGCGGGAAUCGGAUUCCGAAGUUCUACAGCGUUUUGUACUACUAG